AUGGCGGCCCACGCCCCCAAUCCGUCCGACUCCAACACCCUCGUUCCCAUUACGAGCCCCACCGAUGCGACGGUCGAUAUCAUUGCAGUGCAUGGUAUCAAUGUUUGGGGAAACGAAACCCAUGCAGAAAAUACGUGGACCCACGCCGAAACCGGAGUGAAUUGGCUUCGGACCUUGCUGCCCACACUACUUCCUCGUGCAAGGGUUCUAGCUUUUCAGUACAAUGCGAAUGUGGUGUUUGGCACGUCAACGGCUGGUGUCCAACAGCAGGCUGUUAAUCUCCUCGGCUGCCUUAGCAUGGCUCGAAAGGACAACCCAGCGCGUCCCCUCAUCUUCAUUGCCCACAGCAUGGGCGGCAUCAUUGUAAAGGAAGCCUUGGCUACUGCGUGGCGAGGGUACAACGCGUAUCCCAUGAUCUGGACCUUUACAUACGCCAUAUUUUUCCUUGCUGUGCCACACAAGGGCUCCUGCCACGCUUCAUGGGGACAAAUUCUCGCUGACAUUUUCAGCACGGCCACUCGUCAGCCUAGUAGCGCCCUCCUAGAAACCUUGAGUAGAACAUCACGCAGCUGGGAGGAGCUCAACGCUAGCUUUCAACCGCUUUACGAAGCAUUUAAGUUCUACACUUGGGUUGAGAGUCUGCCGUUUGGUCCAGGGCUAGGUGUCAUUGUUCCCGAGGACUCUGCUGUCUUGGGUUUGCCACCAAGCAGAGAAACCGUUCGGACUGCAAAUUGUGAUCACAGGGGAAUCUGCAAAUUCUCUGGGGACAAUGACCCAGAGUGGAUAGCCCUUGCUGCUAAUAUCCUCCAAGCAGCAAAGAAAGCAGCCGCUACAAACUGCUUCACCCCGUCCAUGAAAUGUCGCCAGGCUAUGUUUGACUCUCUAGGACUCCAGGACGCAGGCUAG
Molecule: messenger RNA, 906 nt
Organism: Microdochium trichocladiopsis
Lineage: Eukaryota; Fungi; Ascomycota; Sordariomycetes; Xylariales; Microdochiaceae
Exons: 5
Coding region: 1-906 (301 amino acids)
Source: RefSeq, a predicted model, not a curated record